AUGGGCAUAUUGUCGGGACAGAUCUCGCGCUGUUUGGAACUGUUCCAGGUUCUUGUGAUCUGUCCAGAUCUCGAAGGGAUGUUGUGCACCUUCAAGGUAGUGGUUCCAGUGUUCCAAUGCUUUUAUGAUAGCCAAGAGUUCCCAGUCGUGGACGUUGUAAUUCCACUCUGCUGGUGA
Molecule: messenger RNA, 177 nt
Organism: Heterobasidion irregulare TC 32-1
Lineage: Eukaryota; Fungi; Basidiomycota; Agaricomycetes; Russulales; Bondarzewiaceae
Exons: 1
Coding region: 1-177 (58 amino acids)
Source: RefSeq, a predicted model, not a curated record